GGGGGGCGGCGGGCCCCGAGCGCAGAGCGGCGGCGGCGGGGCGCCCUCGGAGCCCGCUCCGCCGGGCCAUGGCGAGCGGCGGCGCCGCGCCCGGGGGCUCGGGCUCGGGCUCGGGCUCGGGCUCGGGCUCGGGCACGGCGCUGCCCACCCGCUUCCACGAGACCGAGAAGCUGCUGGCGACGACCGAGUGCCGGGAGGAGAAGGGCCUCCGCUGCUCCAAAUCCUUCACGGCCGCCUUGCCCGGCGAGGCGGAGCGCAACGGGCACGGGCUCGCCUACAAGUCGGUGUCGGUCGGGCACCUGGAGGCGGCCCCGCUCUCGCCGUCCCGGCUCAGCCUGGGCAGAGCCUCCUCCACGGCCACCAGCACGGCGGCACCGGAGCAGGGCCGCCCGCGGGACUACCUGGUGCUCGCCAUCUUCUCCUGCUUCUGCCCCGUCUGGCCCAUCAACGUCGUGGCUCUCGUCUUCUCCAUCAUGUCGAGGAACAGCGGGCAGCAAGGGGACAUGGACGGAGCCCGGCGACUCGGACGCAUGGCCAGGCUGCUGAGCAUCGUCUCCAUUAUCCUGGGGACCAUCAUCAUCGUGCUCUACAUUUCACUCAGCGUCAGAGUUUCCUAGAAGACGUUUUAGCAUGCAAAUACCUCGAAGAGGAGGAAGACAACUUUCCUUUUGGGGUUUUUACUUUCAGCCUUGCAACAAAAAAUUGUCACAGUGUACGUGGGCAGCCCUGGACAGCCUGCUCUGGAGCGCCGUCCGAAGGAACAUGUGCUUCUACUUCACCGCCUCUUGGAAAUGAGUUUGUACAAGUGAUGGGAUAAGUAAAAACAUCGCAAGAAGGAAUGGGAAAGGAUAUCAGAUGCCGAGCGGAGAGGAGAAGGGGGAAAUCCACUACCUCAUUCCCCUCCAGCAAAACUCACGGAGCGGGGAGACAACUAAAGUACAAGAGGAGGAGAGAGUUUCAAGAACGAAACAUAUUUUAAAAGAAAAAUCUAAGGCGAGAACAGGACGUUUUGAGGAAUCUUCCUGAGAAUUUUGGCACAAGUCCACUGAAUUUUUGGGGGGUUGUUGGUUUUUAAAUCAUCAAGUUCUCUGUCUCUACGAAAAAAAAAAAAAAAACAAACACCAAAAAACCAGAGCUCAAACUGCCGUCAGGAGCUGAGAGCUGUUCCAUGGAGGAGGAGGGAGAGCAGAGCUGCAGCAGGACCACAGCUCUGCUCCAAACGGAAUGCAGCCACGAAAGGUGGAGGAUGUGGUGGGUGCUUUUGUAUUUUUGAUGAAAAAAAAAAAAAAAAAAAAAGAGACAAUGACCAUUUGCAUGCCUUUGGGAAUGUUCUCCAUGUCUGUUCCUACAAGCUCUUUCACCACUUCGGGCAGAUCUCAGAGCUGGCAGGGCAGGACGUUACUGCAUGAGAGCGCCAGGCUCCUCCUCACCCCGAUCCCACGGUGGGGUUUUUAAUGGAAGGAAAAAAAAAUCAUGCUUUCUCUGUGAACCCACACAGUUCUCUCUCUGUGCCCCCAAAGUGAGGUUAAUCCUCAGGGAGCUGAGAAAAGAGCUGUACCAAAGCACAGAGAGCCUGUUCUACCUACUUAGGCAUUUAUGUCAUGUCAUGUCCAACACACCAAAGCCUCAGCAUAAUCCAGCCCCCGCCACUGUCAGUGCUCAUCUCCCCGACCCUUUUGGGCUUCAGGUUAGGGCCCUCCAGGAGAUUUUCAGAGGCGCGGAGGAGUUUAAGAUCCCCGCUCCUGUCCCUGCACCCCUCACAUGCCCUUCUCCCUCUCUGAAAAUCUCCAGCAUCCCCGGAGCUGGCUGGGGUCAGUUCCACAAGUAGUAUUAUUUUUUAAUGUUUUAUAUUUAACAUAACAAGAAAAUAGACUUGGCUCCUCCUGAUCUGCCUAUAGGUGCCCCGCCACGUCUUCCACAACACGCGGCUCCUCAUCCGUGUCCCGUGGGAUCUGAUCUUGCCAGGCUCCCUCGAGCCUCCAUCCAGCCCCGUCCCCUCCCCUGCCCUUGCCGCAGGUUGUUACUGGGGUUGGUCCUCUCUCUGGCCACCCAGACUAUGCAAAGUUUCAUCGCCUGUUAUUUUACUCAGGCUUUGUAGAUGGCUUCUGGCCAUAUCCAUUGGCUCUGUAUUAGCUGAGCCUCUCUUUUAUCAAAACUUUGCGGUCACAAGUACACGGCCAAGAGCUGCACUCCCCGGCCCUUCUGCUGUCUCCAGCUGACAGCCUGGGACCCAGAAAUAUGGACUGCCCUGAGAAAUGAGGUGCUUCAAGGCACUUCUGCUCCCUCCCAUCAGUCUCCUGAAAAAAAAAACCCAACGCUUAGACCAAAUUUAAUGCUUCUGAGGGCUUGUCUACAUGGAGAAUCUGCCGCACGACACCCAGCAUGGCAAACGCUUGGCGCUAACUUCUUCUCUGGAACACGCGAGUGGGCGCGUGUGCGCGCGGGGUUAGCACAGGGCAGCGGUCCACGGUAAAGCCACGCUGUAGUUACUCAUGGGCAAAGCCGUGGGAAUUGCCGUAAAAAUUCUUGUCACCUGUUUCCUUUUGCCAGGCAUUGUUUGAAUCCAAGGGGGGAAGAAAGCCAAAUGCCCUAGACACACCGUUAAUGUUUUUCUCUACAUUAAAACGAUUCCAGGGACUCACAGCAAUAGCGCAUCACUGCAGCACUUUCUGGGGCUCCAUUGCCACCCACCCUUUUGCCAGCGCUUUAUUACAAACUAUUGGCUUUUAAAAUGGACCAAAUUUGCAACCUUCCUUUUGCAAUUCAUUAUUUUUUUGGUGAGGUUCAGCAAACAGGGGCCACUGAGCGCGGCCAGGGCGCCCCUUGGCACCAGAGCUCUUCCUCCCGAGCUCAUCAGAAACCCUCCCUUGGGGAUUCCAGCUCUCAUCUUACGGUCAAUGCCAUCCCAUCAAAUCCCCCAAACGUUUUCUCCUUUAUCACUUGAACCCAAAACCUGCUUGCUGGGAACCGCGCGUUAUUUUUUUGGAGAGACGGAAGGGCCGUGCUGCCCCUCCGUGCAUCCUCUGCCCUCUGCUCUUUGAGCUGCUGAAAUUCGGCUUAUGGAAAGAGCCGAGCAAGCUCCUCCUUGGGCAGGAAGAGCCGGCAUUCAGGGAACACUGCUGCGAUGACUUAUAGUACUUGAGAGCGCCAAGUGUUUAUUAAGAAAGAAUUUAAAUGCUCUUUUAUCAUUAUAUAAAGCCUUUCAUCUAAAGUGCUUUACCACAUUUAAAGGAUUAAACCUUGCCACCCCCCACGAGGCGGGUUAGCGUUACGCUGCUCUAAUCGCACGGAUGGCAAAGUUGCUCAGAGGCACCGUCCUGCUCCAAAAAGAAACCUGUUUUUCUUUCUCCUCCUUAAUAGAGCUGUGUACGAAUACAGAAUUCCCUUGAAUCUGGUUUUUCCAAAGGGAUCUUGGCAAACACACACUAACAAAUGGACCGGGGUACCUGCAGUCGUAGGAACGAGGGGGCUUUGCGAGGCAGCUGCAGUGGUCCUUGCCAGGAGAAGUCCCAGGCUGGUGAAGCACAGAGCAGUAGAGAUACCAGAAUUCAUCUGAAUGCAGGAGAAGGCAGAAGCUUUCCCAAAAAACCCCCACGGUGAUGAUUUACUGCACGCAUCCAAACGUGGUUUGUGCCUCCUGCCUUAGCCUGUAUCACCAGGCUGCUGAGGCAAUUGCUUCUCCUCUCACUAUUAAGUAUAAUAAAAAAGAAAAACCAAGUCACUUCAAUUCCUUUCAUCUUUAAUCUUUUUUCUGAUUAGAUACAAUUGCACUCUUGAAUACAGCUUUUUGGUUCUUAUCCUGCACUUAAAUCCAGGGGAAAGCCUCUAGUUACUCCUGACAAAAUAUUUUCUCUGUUUGUAACCUGGCUCUCCCGUGCUAAACAGGCUCCCCAGGGUAAAAGUCUCUUCCCCCUGCUCCCCCCAGAACUUCCCCGUACAUUUUGCAGCCUGCUAUUUUGCAGAGGUUUUGCCACUAGAUCCUCGCUCGCCGCAUCACGCACAGCGUUACCCCAGCUCAGCUGCCUGAUCGGCCCUUUUGGGUGCGUUAGCAGGCGUUGCUGAGCCCCCAGCCCUUGACGUACACCUCACCUGUGGCUGCAUUCGGAGGGGCUAAAGCACGGCAGAACCUCCUGAGGCUGCCAGCAAGCGAGGGUCCUCCUUUGGUCUCCCUCUGGGGUACAACAGCUUCCCUCAUGAUUUUUCACCGACGCCCUGACCACCUAAGCACAAGCAUCUUCUUUUCCACAACCAGGCACAACCCCUCCUCUCCAUAACUUUGUUUUUAGCACACAGGAGGGCGAUCGCAAAAACUAUGUCAUGAAAAGACUUUCCCUCUCCAUCCCCACCAACAAGCCCCUAUUACUUAUAUCACAGCUCUUUGCCACCUGCUGCAGCCUCCCCUAAGCACGUCAGAUUCGAGUUUUCUAUGUGUUCACAACUAUAACAGUCACGAAAUCCUCAGGGUCUGGCCAACUUCUACCCCCUGGUGAAGGAGAGGCGAGAGAUGCAUGCGAUGCAGUGGCAAUCCAGCCUUACCUGACAGCGAAGUUGAGCUGGUAGGAGGAUAGCUUGCUGAAGAGAUGGAGAAGGUGGGAAACAUCUCUAAAUGUAAGUUGAAGUAGGAGUUACGAUCGACAAGUGUGAGGUCCUGGUGGGAUAUAAAUACAUGGGUUGCACUGCUCGGGAAGAGUCUAUGAGCAGUGUGUGGCUGAUGGCACCUCUCUGGCAUUGGUGGCCCCGGGCUCUUCUCGCCAGGGUUUGGGGGACAGUCGGGCUCUGAGGGGCGGCACAGAAGGGCCCUUGCUGGGUACAGCAAUGCUAGGUUGAAGGCUCAAGCCGAACGAGUGAUUUGCUGCUGCCGAGCAGAGGGGCUAGCUUGGUUUCGUACCACCUCCUCGCAGGAUGCGAUGCCCGACGGUCAGAAAAGGCCCAGCACGAGUCAGCUGGUCCAGCAGCACACUGGCUGGUACCCGCCCGGGUGCCUGCAGAGGAGACCAGCGGGAUUUGAGCUCAAAAGGAGGAAAGAAAGAGACAAAAGAGUCGAUUUCAAAGUUUGCUGUGUUGAUGAGGAGUUUGCUUUUCCCGGCCUGUGUUUCUCUCCGUCCCCGUUUACCCCUCCCUCCCCACCUCUGCGAGUUUAACGUGCUCUCCCCUCAGCACUUCUACCCCCAGAGCAACGCACGCGUCUCGCAGGCUCUCCCCUCCCACCCCCUGCCUUUCCAUCCAUCCCGCACAGGUCUUGCUGGCAAUGAGAUGCCAUCGCCGGCCUUCGCCGAAAGGGGUUACCGAGGGGCAGGGAACCUGCUUCGCUAAGGCUCUGGCCCAGGCUGGCUGCGGACUCCAGCACGUACCGCUGCAGCGGUUACCCUUCCAAAGACAGACUUCUCCAUGUAGACAAGGGGAGCAGAUUCUGCCUUUCAGAUAAUAUUAAAGCUCCGUUCCCAUUCGGUCUGAGCCCAGGAAGAGGCUGCAGAAACGCACCCACUGGGCUGGUCCCAUGACUUUAUGUCUUUAUUCCUGAUAACCCCCAACCCUGCCCUGUCACUUUGUUACUUAUCACAGAACCACAGCCAGGGCUCACAGCUGAAAUAAUGUCAGAUUUAAGGUCGAUUUUCUUUCAGCAUACAUCCUAUAAUUAAUUUUGGCAGACCAUUAGGUUUGGACUGAAGGCUCCCAUGCUUGGGCACAAGCCAAGGGUGGUGGUGGGGAAAGCAGCCUUUUCAAAGCGGGAAUAUUUGUAAAGUAUUUGCUGACACCGGUAGGUAGCAAAAUUCAAACCUAUAAAUACCCAUCCAGGAUAGGAAACAUGAGAAAGGGAACGUGGGCAGGAUUCGCCAAGGCAACCCUGGUACCAGCUCAGAGCAGGUGCCCUGGUUAGAAGGUGCCCAGGAGACGAUCGUCCGCGUGGAAGCGCAGGGUCUAUCGCCCCCCGCUGCCGUCACCACUGACCAUGCCCCGGCUCCUCCUGUUUUGAAGCCCAACUGGAAGAGCCGUGCUCCACGCACAGCACCAACACACCAGGAACUGCAGCUGGGCGCUUCUCUUUGCUGAUAAAUGUUUCUUUUUCUGCAGGAUGAUAUGGUAUAUCUUAUAUACUUUCUUUGUAUUUCUUGGCAUGAGAAAAAAUUAAAAUGUAACAUGCAUGGUCAAA
Phalacrocorax carbo (great cormorant) is the source of this 6151-nucleotide messenger RNA. NCBI's taxonomy places the organism in Eukaryota, Metazoa, Chordata, Aves, Suliformes, Phalacrocoracidae. The record is from RefSeq and is a predicted model, not a curated record.